AUGGGGAGCAGUUCAAUUCUCUCAGCUGUCGCCAAGAGAUUGGAAGGCAAAGUAGCCCUAAUUACAGGUGGAGCAGGAGGGCUUGGAUCCGCUACAGCAGACUUAUUUUGUCAACAUGGUGCUAAAGUCUUGAUUGCUGACAUCAAAGAUGAUCAGAGCCAUUCGAUCUGCAAAAACAUAUCUACAUCAAAUGCUUCUUUCAUCCACUGCGAUGUUACAAAUGAAUCAGACGUCCAAAAUGCUGUUAACACUGCGGUUUCAAAGCACGGAAAACUUGAUAUCAUGUUCAACAAUGCAGGAAUCAUGGAUGUCAAAAAACCCGACAUUUUAAAUAAUGAUCGAGCUGAUUUUGACAACAUUCUUCGCGUAAAUGUCACGGGUGCCUUUUUGGGCACUAAACAUGCUGCCCGGGUCAUGAAACCGGUCGGCCAAGGGAGCAUAAUCAACACAGCUAGUGUUUGUUCAGUUAUGGGGGGCGUGGCUACUCAUGCUUAUACAUGUUCCAAGCAUGCACUGUUGGGACUUACCAGGAACACUGCGAUUGAGUUAGGACAAUAUGGAAUUCGAGUUAAUUCUGUGUCACCAUAUGCAUUUCCUUCAUAUCAAUCGAGGACAUUGUUAGGGCUAAAAGGGAAUGAAUGGCUGGAUGAUAAGUAUUCAAAUUUGAGGGCAGAGGAUGUGGCUCAAUGUGUUGUAUAUUUAGCAAGUGAUGAAUCUAAAUGCUGGAAAAUUAAGCAUCGAUCUGUUUUUGAGCCUGGUAUAGUAAUCAUGUCGAGGGGAAUGCUUCUCAUUGUUCUUAUGCUGAUACUGAUUAUAACAUCUCAAUUUGAAUGGAGGCAACAGCUUGGGGGCGACGCAGAUACGAGUUCAAGGGAGUCUCAGAAGCAGCCACAAAUUUCUAAGAGAGAAGUUGUCAAAGAGAAGAUUAUCUUAUCACAAGAGAAGAACAUCCAGAGACUCAAUGAGCUCGUGCGGAGUCUUAAGGAACAAUUACAGCUGUGCCAGUGUAAUAACGAGACCAGUAAUGGCACUGUUAGCUCGUUGACCGAAAACAUUAUUGAGCUUGAGCAACAAAUUCUGGAGGACUAA
Messenger RNA from Fraxinus pennsylvanica, 1089 nucleotides. Lineage: Eukaryota; Viridiplantae; Streptophyta; Magnoliopsida; Lamiales; Oleaceae. The record is from the annotation of a GenBank genome assembly.